Zea mays is the source of this 986-nucleotide messenger RNA. Its product is annotated as Protein LRP16. NCBI's taxonomy places the organism in Eukaryota, Viridiplantae, Streptophyta, Magnoliopsida, Poales, Poaceae. The transcript has 7 exons. The coding region runs from base 23 to 772 and encodes 249 amino acids. The record is from RefSeq and is a predicted model, not a curated record.
ACAAACCAAACAUGACCUAAACAUGCCAGGGCAAAACGCGGACCCGUGCUGUGCGUUCCACCCAAUGUCGCGUGCGGCCACUAGAUUUUUCCUGACGCGGUGUCUGCUCCCACUUCCCCUCCUCUCCCCCAGGUGGCGGCAGCGGCGGCGGGGUAGCAUUUGUGCUACGAGGGCUUUUGCAAUGGCGGCUUCGGGGUUCGGCGGCGGCGAGGCGUUCCGGCUCUCGGCCGCGCCGGGGGCCGGCUUACUGAAGCUGCACAAGGGCGACAUCACCCUCUGGUCCGUCGACUGCGCCACCGACGCCAUCGUUAAUGCUGCUAAUGAGCGAAUGUUAGGUGGCGGAGGUGUUGAUGGAGCUGCUGGACCAGAGCUAGUGCAAGCAUGCCGGAAAGUUCCAGAGGUCAAACCAGGAGUCCGUUGUCCUACUGGAGAAGCUAGGAUUACUCCUGCUUUUGAGCUUCCUGCCUCUCGGGUGAUUCACACUGUUGGCCCUAUAUAUGAUUUGGACAAGCAUCCUGAGGUGUCAUUAAAGAAGGCCUAUGAAAAUAGCUUGAAGCUUGCUAAGGAUAAUGGCAUUCAGUACAUCGCAUUCCCUGCUAUAUCUUGUGGUGUUUAUCGUUAUCCUCCCAAGGAAGCAUCAAAAAUAGCUGUUUCUACCGCACAAAAAUUUUCAGAGGAUAUCAAAGAGGUGCAUUUUGUUCUGUUCUCGGACGACCUUUACAAUAUAUGGCGCGAGACUGCCCAGCAGUUGCUAUCACAGUUUGAGAAAUGAAUGGUCCAUAGGCAGUUUGCUAGCACUAGCAGUUGCCCAGCAGUCGUUGUCUAGUGUUGAGAUGUGAGCGCCAUAGGCAGUUUGCCUGGUGUAAUAAAAAUGGGUGUAUCAGACAACGUUUAAAUCUUGAUGAAACCGUGUAUUGCACCUGUGGUAUAAUGCUGAAUGAGUAAAGUUUGGCGAUACCGAGCAGUUGCAAUACUACCUAUCAGCA